Molecule: messenger RNA, 2450 nt
Organism: Oreochromis aureus
Lineage: Eukaryota; Metazoa; Chordata; Actinopteri; Cichliformes; Cichlidae
Product: butyrophilin subfamily 1 member A1-like
Exons: 7
Coding region: 244-1158 (304 amino acids)
Source: RefSeq, a predicted model, not a curated record
UUUCAAGUACAAGGUACUUUUGUAAAAGCAUGUUAUACUUUUUUAUCUUCUCAUCCGAGGGUAGACCCUGAGUUUCCAAUACACGUCUCAUUUCACUGUCGAGCUCAUCUGCAGCCUUGUCUCUGAUGGUUGGUCGAUAAGCAUUUGCGUGUGUUUCCUGUAAGCGUUUGAUCUGGUCAGUCUACCUUUAUUUUUGGUGUUGGCUGUGCUGGACUUUGUGAUCAAGCGUAUAACUAACACAAAAUGGCAGUCUUGAACUCCAGGAUAAAUUCCCAAUGUGGUCAAUUCACUUUGAAACGUCAUCUAUGCACUUUGUUUUUUCACCACACUGUGAUCCUACUCCUUCUGACAGAUAUAAGGACAGGUCAGUCUGAGACAGUAACAUCAUCUCAAACAAUAAUCACAGUAGUUGGUGAGGAUGUCAUCUUACCAUGCUACCUUGACUCUGCGUCAGACGCUGUUUCUAAGAGUCUGGAGUGGGGGAGACCUGACCUGGAUCCCAGAUUUGUCCAUGUGUGGUUUGAGGGUCAAGACCAUCUGGUUAAUCAAAACCCAUCUUACAGAGGAAGGACAUCACUGUCCACUGAGAAACUGAAGCAGGGAGACCUUUCACUGAAACUCACUAGAGUCAAACACUCUGAUAAUGGCAGAUACAGAUGCUUUUUUCCCUCAGAGUCCAAAGAAUCUACCGUUGAACUUCUUGUUGGUUCACUUUCCUUACCUACAGUAGCAGAAGUCAACAUAAACAGGAGUGCAGUCGCUUUACAGUGCAAGUCUGCAGGCUGGUAUCCAGAGCCUGAGCUGCUGUGGAUAGACAGUGAUGGAAACAGCCACUCUGCUGGACCUACAGAGACCCUCAGAGGUCCUGAUGACCUCUAUACUGUCAGCAGCAGAGUGACUGUGGAGAAGAGACACAGAUGCAUGUUUCAGGUGAUUGUGUUGCAGUUCCACCUUCUUCUGCCCUCCGUGUCAGUCUUAUUUUGGCAGUUUUUCUCAUUUGUACUUGUACAACAGUCAUUGUUCUGUGGAUAUGGAGACAAAACAAAAUCAAAGAGAAAAAGAGGCAAACUGAGGAUGAAGCUGAGGAGAAAGAGGAAGAGCAGCUGUUGGCAGAAAACAAGAAGUCUGAAGAACUACAGCGGAAAGAGGAAGAGCUGAAAGACCCGGAGGAGCUGGUUAAUAUACUGAUUGAACAGGAAAACGAACUGAAGAAAGUGAAAAAUGAACUCAAACAACAAAGGGAUAUGGUGGAUGGUGAGGUGGAGGAUAUUGAAAACAAGCUUCAGUCAGUGGAUAAGAACACAGAAAGUGACAGAGCAAAGGGAUACAUGGAUCUGAAAGAAAUAAUAACAGAAAGCAAAGACAAAUUACUAAAGAAAAAAGAAGCAAAUUCAGAGCUGCAAACACACAUUGAAAACCGUCUGCUUAGAACGCAGCACAUAUAUGAUAAAAUGACCCAAAGAAAACCGGAAGUCGAGAAACAACUGGCAGAGUUACAGAAACAGAAAGAUGAGAUUAAGAAGACACUUAAUUUAGAGCAAAAUCAGGAAACUUUAAACAUUUAGAAAAAAUCUCAAACCUCAUGUAGAGAGGUUUGAAAAGUACUUCUUGUAUCUGCUGAUGGUACGUACCGCCAGCCUGUCCUUCCAUGAUGGCUCAUCUCAUCCCCUUCUCCCCUUCUUUCUCAGGUGUCUGCUACCUGAGGUAUUCACUAAGCACAUCAUCUGUUGUGGCCAUCUUCCUGACGUCCUCAUGGAUGUUUGUUGUCUCAUCCUGGACGGUGGUUCUGACACUCAUUAAUGCACGGUCACCUUUCUUUGCUUUAGCGUACAGACUCAGGGUGAUGGAUUUGGGGUGAAUCAGAAUUAGAAUAGUUUAUUAAUCCUUAAUUAAACUAUGUGUGUACACCUUCUCCAAGAUAAUAAGAACAGUAACAGACUGAAAUUAAAUAAUACAAUAUAUAACAAAGUUACAAAAUAUAAGAAAUAGCUCUAAUAUAUACAAAUAUACAGAUUAUAAAUAUCCAGAACAUUACAGGGAUUAAAUAUGUAUGGUUUUACUCUAAACUGUAAAGUGUAACUGAAACCCCAUGCAUGGUAAAGAGCUUCCUUGUCUUGAUGUCAGUGGCUUUUAUCUCUGCCUUUGGCCAGAUUAUUAUCCCACGAGGGUGCCUGAUCAUGGGUGAGAUACAGUGUGUAGGUGUUGAUUGCCUGGAUCUUCUUCUUCCUAUUCAGCUGACUCUUCAGGUCUUACCUGACUCUCUGCAGGUAUUUCACUGUUACAGCUUUCCUGGCAGCAUCUUUGAGGUUCCCAUGUGUAUGGGCUCAAAUUGUGGUCAUAAAUAUUUUGUACUUGUUAAUCAGAAUGUGUAGUUGUGAGUUUUGUAACCUUCAAAUGAAAAUAUAUGAAAAUAUGAUGUUUUUGCAUCUAUAAAUUAGAAUUUGUGUGUG